Molecule: messenger RNA, 762 nt
Organism: Neohortaea acidophila
Lineage: Eukaryota; Fungi; Ascomycota; Dothideomycetes; Mycosphaerellales; Teratosphaeriaceae
Product: Fcf1-domain-containing protein
Exons: 2
Cellular component (GO): small-subunit processome; nucleolus
Molecular function (GO): small ribosomal subunit rRNA binding
Source: RefSeq, a predicted model, not a curated record
AUGCGCGCCAAACGAGCAAAACAGUACCGGAAGUUGAUGAAGACCUACGAACUCUCCUUCAACUUCCGAGAACCAUACCAAGUCCUACUCGAUGCACAAUUCAUACGAGAUGCCCAUCGCUUCAAAAUGCAUCUUGGAAAGAUGCUGGAGAACACGCUGAGCGGUCUCAUAAAACCCAUGAUCACCCAAUGUUGCAUCCGACACCUCUACAACAUCAAACCGGCCGAUGAUGCCGAGCAGAAGGAGAAAGAGAUCUGCAUUGAGGUCGCAAAAGCGGCUGAGAGACGGCGAUGUGGACAUCACGAAUUGGAAGAGCCGUUGAGCGAAGUUGAAUGUCUCAAGAGUGUGGUUGAUCCUAAAGGGAGUGGGACGAACAAGAAUCGCUAUGUGGUUGCAAGCCAGGACCGAGAGCUGCGGGCGAGCAUGAGGGAGAUUGCCGGUGUGCCUCUCAUCUACAUCAACCGGAGUGUCAUGAUUCUGGAGCCGAUGGCAGAAAAGACGGAGGAUGUCAGAGAGAAGGAGGAGCGUGGGAAGAUCCGAGCAGGCUUGAAAACCCGGCGAGGCGCACAACCCGAACUGAAGCGCAAACGAGAAGACAAAGACGACGAUCAGAAUCUUGCUACUGAAGCGUCGGGUGCGAGCACGCAAGCUCCGGAACGUAAGAAGCAAAAGCCGAGGGGACCAAAGGCGCCAAACCCUCUGAGCGUAAAGAAGGCAAAAGCCAAGCCGAACUCCAAACCUGCUGUAUCCGAAGCAAGCACG